AUGUACCUGCCCACUUUCACCCCACUCGGUGCAGACGAUGCCUUCUGUGCGCCCGAGGACCGCCCCGCCUGCGUCCCCACUGCCGCCAUGCGCGGGCCCGAGCUCGCCCCGAGCCAGAUCCACAACAGCACGCAAGGCACGCUCUCACAGCCACCGCAAACCGCGCUUGGCGCUGCAGCGGAAACGGGCUCGGACGGAGGCGACGCAGCGCUCAUCGGCGCGCGCAACACGCUCGGUGUCGCGCUCGCCGCCGCCGUCAUCAUCGCGACGGUCGCCCUGUGGCUCGCCUUCGGGAAGUGGCCCAGAAGGCAGUGGAAGGCGCUGAGGCAUCAUCGCGUAAGGAAGCGCGCGGCGGCACGGGGAGGCGGGGAAACGGAGAGCGCGGAGGUGGCAGAGCACUGUGCCUUGGGCGCCGGCUGUGGAGACAAAGACGCGCGCGUCGCGAGGCCAGACGACAUCCUCGAGAAGGGUACGAUCAUGGCUGGGCGCAAAGACGAAGAAGAGCGUUCGGGAGACAUAUCGGAAGAAAGGCUGGUGGGCACAUAUGUCAGGGUGGAUCUGUGUUAA
Sparassis crispa is the source of this 567-nucleotide messenger RNA. RefSeq lists its product as hypothetical. The transcript has a single exon. NCBI's taxonomy places the organism in Eukaryota, Fungi, Basidiomycota, Agaricomycetes, Polyporales, Sparassidaceae. The record is from RefSeq and is a predicted model, not a curated record. The coding region runs from base 1 to 567 and encodes 188 amino acids.